AGGAAGAAGGAAGAGAAGCAGAUAUUACACGAAAAAACACACAAGAGGAAGAUUAAUUAAUAUAAACUGGUGAAACAAGGACAGAGAUAAAGAUAGAAAACAAGAGAAGAGGAAAGAAAGAAAGGGGAAGAGGGGCAGAUAUUACACACUAUAAACCAAGGAAGAGUAGUAAAUAUAAGCUUGAUAAAACAAAAGGACACAAAUAAAAGAUAAAGAUAAAGUUCAGGAAAAUAAUUACACACAAACUGGGAGGGGAAACGGUAAUAACAGGGAGAGAAAUAACGACUCCUAAAAGACGGGCGGAGAGGAAGGACUGGUAUUGGAGCGAGGGGUGAGGAGCGGAGGAGAAGGAGGAGGAGGAGGAGGAGGAGGAGGAGGAGUCAUGGAAGGGAGCUGCGUGAGGGAUGUGGUCAGACUCCUGUUGGUGCUGACGGUGCUGCUCAGUGUGUCAGGGGGCGACGUGAAGGUACGGAUCAAGGAGGUGAGGGUCCCGUCCGUAGCCUUGGAGGGGGACAUGCUGCGUCUCCACUGCGACUACGAGGACGCGUCUGGCUCCUCGCUCUACACCCUCAAGUGGUACAAGGACGGCCUCGAGUUUUACCGCCACCAGCCCGGCCUCUCGCGCCCCGACGACCACCACUGCCCCAGCGCUAACGUCCGACAGGUGGAGGGAGUCGCCGUGGACUGCUGGCAGUCGUCGGAGCGCGAGGUGGUGCUGACGGGCGUGACGCGGCGCUCCUCGGGGCUCUACGCGUGCGAGGUGAUCGGCGAGCACCCGACGUUCCACCGGGAGGCGAGGCAGGGCCACCUCACCGUCUUCUCGGAGGCCCUGAGGGAGCCCCGGGUGGAGGGGUUGAAGCAGCACUACACCCCCGGGGACGAGGUGUUCCUCAACUGCUCCUCCGGCAACACCCAGUACACCCCCGCCCUCACCUGGACCAUCAACGGCCGUGCAGCUGACCAGCGUCACCUCCUGGAACACGCUGACGGGAAGAGCCUCGGCCUGCACCUUCCCCUGAGCCGCGGCCUGCUUCGCGGCGGGGUGGUGACCGUGUCCUGCGUCGCCACCCUCGGCAGCACGCACCUCCGGGCUGCAAAUGUCACGCUGUUUGGCCGGGGCGCGCGGGUCCAGGCGGGGGCGGCCAGUGGUGCAGAUGCGUCGAGGUGGAGAGGGUGGCCGUGUGCUGUGGUGGUGGCGGUCGCUGUUAUGACCCUUCUAAAAACACACUAAUAUACGACAUUUUCGUGGCAUAUCUAUAGAGUCGUUGAAACAUUUA
Molecule: messenger RNA, 1277 nt
Organism: Eriocheir sinensis (Chinese mitten crab)
Lineage: Eukaryota; Metazoa; Arthropoda; Malacostraca; Decapoda; Varunidae
Exons: 6
Coding region: 383-1231 (282 amino acids)
Source: RefSeq, a predicted model, not a curated record